Prorocentrum cordatum is the source of this 1359-nucleotide messenger RNA. The record is from the annotation of a GenBank genome assembly. NCBI's taxonomy places the organism in Eukaryota, Dinophyceae, Prorocentrales, Prorocentraceae.
AUGUCAGCUACUGUGCAGGCCUCGCUCAGAGCGGCGACCUGGCUCGCGGACCGCGUGCUGGAGAGCGCGGUGGUCUCAGAGGCGGGUUCCUGUGCGAUUGCCGUGCAGGUGUUCGGCGGCGUGCGCGUCGCUGUCGGGACCGUGCUGAUCGGAGGAGUGCUCCUGGGCGUGCAGUGGCGCGCGGGCGGGAGCUGGCAGGCGCGCGUCGUCGUGGGCUUCGCCACCGCCGCCGAGUUCACGACAGAGCGGAACGAGAUCCUAUACAUGAUCACGCCCGACGGCGACAUGUAUCCCCACGUGCUGCACACCGACGCGAUCCAGGGCGCAGUGAGAGUCCUCCGAGGGCAGAAGGACCGCGCGUCAGUGGUUGGCACGGCCCCAGCCGCCAACGCGAGGUCGUACGGCGCCGACUGGACACCCGAGUCACGGGAGUUCCUGGAGGCGGUGGCGGCCGCGUCGGCACGGUCCUUCACCGAGGUGGAGGCGACGGGGUGGUAUAUCAUCGCGGGCAGCGAUCAGAGCAGCUCUGCCAAGCUGCCCAGUCUGUCGGUGGACUUCGGGGUGAUCGGCGAGGGCCUCGGCUUCGUGAAGGUCGGCAACAGCAGCUCUCUCGUGCAGUACGGGAGCCCAGAGACGGCCCUCGACGCACGGGUGCUGGCGAUCCACGAGAGCGCAGGGGACGGUCGUCACCUGGGGUUCCGCGAGGGCGUGAAGCAGCUCACGGAGACUUCCUGGCCGUCCUGGCCCUUGCUAAGCCCGAGGACCGCGGGUUGGGUGUGUCGCUUCAUUCGGGCCCAGGAUGUAGCGCCUCGCUCCCGCCACGCUCUGUUCAAGGCAGAGGCGGGGCUGUCGUCUUCAGAUCCAGGGGUCGACUUUCACGAGUUCUGUCUGCGUCUGCUGCAGAUCGGCAUUCCGUUUGACCAGCUGAACGUGUCAGAGCUCGUGAUCUUUGAGCUGAUCUGCAGGAAGGCGCAGAUGAUUGAGUAUAAGUACAGGGACAGGUAUCUCCACCGCGUGGGCGCGGCGGGCGAUGAUCUGGCCGAUGAUGAGCACAUCUACCUCGGCACGUCGGAGACCCGCGGUCUCAUGAUGAUCUCGCCCGCCCUCUCAAGCUACGUGGCAGAUGAGUUGCAAAAGGAGGCGAGCGUCCUCAAGGAGAGACGCAAAGUACGAGAGGAGAGAUCGACAGCUCGGCGUGGCGGCGCAGGCGGCAGCGGAGGCCACGACAACUCAGCGGGCCUGCAGAGCCGCGCCGACAAGCUGGCGAGCGAGAACAAGUUCCUGAAGGAGAAGUUGGCGGCCAUCGACCCGAAGGGGAAAGGCAAAUCAGGAGCGGCUGCGGCCGCGGAUGGCAAGUGA